GCUGUUCAGGGCCGUUGAUUGGCCUAAGCUCCACAUGUGCCACGGGCCUACAGGAGCCCCUCGAAGGCUGCCAAGCUCCACGCAAGGACGCAGGUGUAAGCUCCCCCGACCUCAAUCGCAACAUCAUCGCCACCUCUCAUGGGAUAGAUGCAUGAGCGCAUCGCCCGGUGCACUUUCGACGAGUCCCGCCAGAUCAGCCCGAGAGAAUUCAACAUCCCAAGCAUUCAGAACCCCGUGACAUGGGACUGCCCCUCAGGAUGAACACUCUCCACGCACCCACUGUGCCCUCGGGGCCUACGAGCGCUGCGAGGACAAACGGUCAGGCGGGGCAAUUGAGCUUCGCCGAGUUGCAACGCAAGAAGGAUGACACGGAGGCAGAGCUGAAGGCCCUCGGCGCAGUGCUUGACUCGCACGGGGUGGACAUGGAGACGUCACUGCUCACCAGAGACGGGUUUCCGCGCGCAGAUAUUGACGUGGCCCAGAUCCGAACCACACGAGCUCGGAUCAUCCGGCUUCGAAAUGACUACAAGGAUCUCAUGGCAAACAUUGAGAAGUUCCUUCACGAGCACUUUGCCAACGUGGAUGAUGCCGAACCAGUUCCAACUGCCAGCUCACAGCAGGCGAUACUACCGGACUCCCUACCAACGGCCGCAGAGGAGGUGUUUGCAAGAGUGAACUCGGUUGCUCCCGGCAGCCCGGCCGAGCGAGCUGGCUUGAAGGCGGGAGAUGAGAUUCGCGUCUUUGGUUAUGUGAACAAAUCGAAUCACGAUAACCUUAAGAAGGUGGCUGAGUGCGUGCAGGGUAACGAAGGGGGCAACAUAUUCAUCAGAGUGUCCCGAACAUCAGGCGUGUCGCAACGGGAGGAACUUCGCCUGACGUUGACUCCGACGAGCGACUGGGGUGGCAGAGGCAUGUUGGGCUGCCAUAUCCUCCCGCUGUAGACGUGGACUUUCAGGCACAUAACUGUUUGCGGAUUUCUUUGGGACAGCGCAUGGACAUUUGAGCUGGGUCGGGUUCUCGCGCCUUAGGGUGUGUUGAAACUUGAAAGGGAGCAGGCAGCCCAAGCGUACUAGUAAAUGAAGGUUGCUAUCUGCAAUACCAAAAAAAUUGUCAAUUUGCAGG
Purpureocillium takamizusanense is the source of this 1122-nucleotide messenger RNA. RefSeq names its product putative 26S proteasome regulatory subunit (gene NAS2). Gene Ontology annotation, molecular function: protein binding. NCBI's taxonomy places the organism in Eukaryota, Fungi, Ascomycota, Sordariomycetes, Hypocreales, Ophiocordycipitaceae. The record is from RefSeq and is a predicted model, not a curated record. Gene Ontology annotation, biological process: proteasome regulatory particle assembly. The transcript has 4 exons. Gene Ontology annotation, cellular component: cytoplasm; nucleus. The coding region runs from base 240 to 941 and encodes 233 amino acids.